AUGACUCAGCUCGGUCAGCCCCUUGCCAAUCCCCUCACCAUCGAGCGUCCUCGCUCGGCAGAGAACGCAAAGCCCAAGCCAGUCAAUUUUGGGGUUGUGGUCUUCCCAGCCUUCCAGCAGCUAGACGUGUUCGGCCCCCUGGAUGCACUCAGCCUCCUGUCGCGCUCCCACAACAUGAACCUGUACACCAUCGCCGCGACGCUGGACCCCGUGUCAUCAAAGCAACCUGCCGUCAAAGACGGCGGUGGCUGGGUGCCGCCGCCAACGCAGUCCCCCGAGUUCGGAACGACCAUCUUGCCAACCCACACCUUCUCAACAGCACCGGCCCUGGACGUGCUGCUCGUCCCAGGCGGCCAGGGCACGCGGGCGCAGUCGCCAGCCAUCUCCGAGUCUAUCGACUUCAUCCGGCAACGGUCCCCCUCGCUUCAGUAUCUCAUCACCGUGUGCACGGGGUCCGGGCUCGCUGCACGGAGUGGCGUCCUGGACGGCAGGCGCGCGACCACUAACAAGUUGGCGUGGGAGUCUACGACCGCCUUGCGCCCCCAGGUGAACUGGGUCCACCGCGCGCGCUGGGUCAAUGACGGCAAUAUCUGGACAUCCUCGGGUAUCAGUGCUGGGAUCGACGUGACGUUUGCUUGGAUUGCGGAUGUUUACGGGGCUGAUGUCGCAAAGAACAUUGCAGAUAGGAUGGAGUAUACCCGCGUGACGGAUGCUGACAAUGACCCUUUCGCUGACCCACAGCAUUGA
Diaporthe citri is the source of this 747-nucleotide messenger RNA. RefSeq lists its product as uncharacterized. Lineage: Eukaryota; Fungi; Ascomycota; Sordariomycetes; Diaporthales; Diaporthaceae. The coding region runs from base 1 to 747 and encodes 248 amino acids. The record is from RefSeq and is a predicted model, not a curated record. The transcript is spliced from 2 exons.